Messenger RNA from Bradysia coprophila, 1444 nucleotides. RefSeq names its product histone acetyltransferase 1 (gene Hat1). Gene Ontology annotation, cellular component: nucleus. The record is from RefSeq and is a predicted model, not a curated record. Lineage: Eukaryota; Metazoa; Arthropoda; Insecta; Diptera; Sciaridae. Gene Ontology annotation, molecular function: histone acetyltransferase activity; histone binding. Gene Ontology annotation, biological process: subtelomeric heterochromatin formation.
UUGUAUUUUCGAUCUCUCCAUGUUUUCAUAUAUUUUCUGCUUUGGAUCCAAACGUUUUUACAAUUUUGUGUGGAAUUGAUUCUGCGAUUAUCAACCUGACAAGUGGAUAUUUGUGGUUUGUCUACUGACGGUAUCGGAAAUGGCACAACUCAACCAGCUCUACGAUUAUGUUGCAAAUGCUCUGGAAGUGGUGGAAAUGAAACUGAUUCGUGACCGUAACGACAUUGAAGACGAUUCCAUUAAUUUUUCACCCGAAUUCGCCCAUCAAGUCUUCGGUGAAAAUGAGAGCAUUUUCGGGUACAGAGAUCUGAAAGUGAGACUCUACUACACUGCUGGCGCAUUGAAUAUGUACCUGGGCUGCAAAUACAGCAGCCGUGUUGACGAACGUGACGGUUUGAAAGCGGACGAUGUAACCAGCAAAAUUUCUCAAUUGCUGACGAGCGGUUGUUAUUUCACCUCCAUCGACGAGUUCUGUUCGAAACUGGGCAAGGACGAAUCGUUUGUUCCUUUCGGUGAAAUGGUCGAUGCUCUAACUGUAACUGAGGGCGGAAAGGAAAGACACUUUGAGUUUUACUCUUGUGAUGCCAAUACGCCGGGUUUCGUUGCGUUUCACACUCGGAUGCAGACUUUUGUUAUGUGGUUCGUGGAUGCAGCGUCGUACAUUGACUUGGAUGACCCGCAAUGGAUGUUUUAUGUUUGCUACGAGAAGUACACCAACAGCGAAGGCAAAACUUUGUAUGCCACAGUCGGUUACACGACAAUUUACGUAUAUUACGCUUAUCCGGAACACAUACGACCCAGAAUCAGUCAGAUGUUGGUGUUGCCGCCAUUUCAGAAAUUGGGAAUCGGUUCGAAAUUUAUCCAAGUUAUCUACAAUCGAUUCAAAUUUGAUGACAAGGUCAUUGACAUCACCGUUGAGGACCCGUCCGAUGAAUUCCGACGCAUUCGUAAUGUGAUCGAUGUCAGAAACUGCCAAGAAUUGGCCAGUUUCUCUCCGGAUAAAAUCAAAAACGGAUUCACCAGUGAGAUGGUCAAAGAGGCCACUAAAAGCUUUAAAAUAAAUCCCAGGCAGUGCCGCAUUAUUUAUGAAAUUCUGCGACUGCGUUGCACCAAUGUGAAUGAUGAGAAGGAGUACAAAGCUUAUCGAUUGGAGGUGAAGAAGCGAUUGAACGUAAACCAUCACAAGCAAGUGAACGAUUUUCAGAAACUGGAGAAAGCUGGACAAGAUAUCAGCAUCCUUUCGGCCGGCAUCCCAACACCGGAAGAACGAAUCGAACAAUUGAAGCUGGAAUAUAAGGAACUCGAAGAAGAAUACCAACGCAUCAUCGACAAAAUUAAUUGACUUUCUGGGAUCGUGACGUCGUUUUCAGUGUUAAACUUUAAUCUCUUCACGUGAACUGUAGUCGUACUCAUUCGUUGGUCAGCAUUAAACUUGUUUUUAUAA